This is a messenger RNA of Paramecium sonneborni, 582 nucleotides long. The record is from the annotation of a GenBank genome assembly. Lineage: Eukaryota; Ciliophora; Oligohymenophorea; Peniculida; Parameciidae.
AUGAAAUUAAAUAUAGAGAUCAUCUUUGUUUACAAUAUUCUAAGAAUUUUAGGUUGGAUUCAAGUAAUAAUAUUUUUGAUGUACCAAACCAGUUUAGAACUUACAGAAAUUACUACAAUUUCAAAUUUAGUUAGAAUAUUAACAGUAGCAAAACUCUUUGAAAUUAUUUUUAUAAAGCCACAAGAAAUAUUUGAUCAAAGAAAUCUUGUUAAAUACUAUUAAUAUUUAACUAGAAUUCUAGUUUUAUAUUUUUUGAUGUUUCCAGGUUUAUGUUUUUGCUCAUUUAGAAAUGCAAUUAGUGGAUGGGCAGUUUAAGAAGUUCUUGAAUCCUUAUACCAUUUAAGUAAAUCUGAAUAAAUCAAAUCUAUCAAAAAUUAUAUAUCAUCCUUUUUAAUUCCCUUUACUACAUUAGGAAUUAUAAGAAUAUUAAACAGGGUUGUUGAAAAAUAUGAUGAUGAAAUUGAAAUUUAUAGAAUUAUCUAAAUUUUGAUUAUCCUAUUGUCAAUCCAUCAAAUUUACAUAAAUAUCAUAACUCAUAACAAAUAAAAGUUCUAUAAACUUAAAAUGUAGAAAAAAACAUGA